Condylura cristata (star-nosed mole) is the source of this 5010-nucleotide messenger RNA. RefSeq names its product DIX domain containing 1 (gene DIXDC1). Gene Ontology annotation, biological process: canonical Wnt signaling pathway. Gene Ontology annotation, cellular component: cytosol. Bases 439 to 1857 code for a protein of 472 amino acids. Lineage: Eukaryota; Metazoa; Chordata; Mammalia; Eulipotyphla; Talpidae. The record is from RefSeq and is a predicted model, not a curated record. The transcript is spliced from 16 exons.
UCGCCGCCGGGGACUCGACCGCGCAGCCGGAGUCGCGGGGAGCGUUUCUCCCGGUGGGAGAUGGGUUGAGAUGACUGCGCCCCGGGGCACGGCCGGAGCCGCGCGGCCGCCGCGACCACGAUGCCGCUGCCGAGCACCAGCAACCUGCGAAGGGAGGCGGCUUCCGCCCAGGCCGGGCUGCUGCAGUGUCUGAGCCGCCAGGACACGCGCCUCAGACCGGGGAGCAUCCCUGUCCCUGGGGCCGAAACGCCUGCCUCUCAGCCUGCCUCCUCCCUCCCGCCUUCGGGCCAAACUGCCCCGGUAGUUGACCUGCGGGUGGAGUCGUUCUUCGCGCGCCAGCGCGGGGAGACAUGCCCGAAUUGGGGGGCACUGUGACCCUCAGCCUCCCGCUUUGCCCAGGGAAGCAGGCUUGCUGAAGCCGGAGCCAGGAGGGGGACCAUGGGAGGGACGCAAGUCAAAUGCCUGGCUUCACCCAGUCCUAUUCACAGUGCAAAGAGUGAAUCCAUUAUAACCCAGUCGGAAGAAAAGGCAGAUUUUGUGAUUAUUCCUGCCCAAGGAAUAGAGAACAGAACAGAGGAGACAGACUCUCCAUUAUCCCGAGACUGGCGACCAGGGAGCCCCGGAACCUAUCUGGAGACUUCAUGGGAAGAACAGCUGUUAGAACAACAAGAACAUUUAGAAAAGGAAAUGGAGGAAGCCAAGAAAAUGAUAUCAGGAUUGCAGGCCUUACUGCUCAAUGGCUCCUUACCAGAGGAUGAACAGGAGAGGCCCCUGGCCCUCUGUGAACCAGGAGUCAACCCUGAGGAACAGUUGAUUAUAAUCCAAAGUCGUCUGGAUCAGAGUAUGGAGGAAAACCAGGACUUAAAGAAGGAGCUGCUGAAAUGUAAACAAGAAACCAGAAACUUACAGGGGAUAAAGGAUGCCUUGCAGCAGAGGUUGACUCAGCAGGAUACAUCUGUUCUUCAGCUCAAACAAGAGCUACUGAGAGCGAAUAUGGACCGAGAUGAGCUGCACAGCCAAAAUGUGGAUUUGCAAAGAAAGCUAGAUGAGAGGAACCGGCUCUUGGGAGAAUAUAAAAAAGAGCUGGGGCAGAAGGAGCGCCUCCUGCAGCAGCACCAGGCCAAGUUGGAGGAGGCUCUGAGGAAGCUCUCUGAAGCCAGUUACCAGCAGGUGGAUCUAGAGCGGGAACUCGAACACAAAGAUGUCCUUUUGGCUCAUUGCAUGAAGAGAGAGCCAGAUGAGGUGACCAACUGCAACAGUCACAACUCUCAAAGCAACGGCUUUCUCCUCCCAGUGGCAGGGAAAGGAGCUGCCUCCAUCAUCCACAGAGGGACCAGUGACCUGCAGCUGGUUCGAGAUGCCCUCCGCAGCCUACGCAACAGCUUCAGCGGCCACGACCCCCAGCACCACACCAUAGACAGCCUGGAGCAGGGGAUCUCCAGCCUCAUGGAGCGCCUGCAUGUCAUGGAGACCCAGAAGAAGCAGGACAGGAGGGUUCGGGGCAAGUCACCCAGGACACAAGCAGGCAAUGACUACUGGGAGUCCUGGCCCCCCAAUUCAAAGUUGCCUCACUCCCAGAGCUCUCCAGCCAUCAGCAGCGCCUGCACUAAAGUGCUGUAUUUUACUGACCGGUCACUUACGCCCUUCAUGGUCAAUAUACCAAAGAGGUUGGGGGAGGUGACACUGAAGGAUUUUAAAGCAGCUAUUGACCGGGAAGGGAAUCACCGGUAUCACUUCAAAGCGCUGGAUCCGGAGUUUGGCACUGUCAAAGAAGAGGUUUUCCAUGAUGAUGAUGCCAUCCCUGGAUGGGAAGGGAAAAUUGUAGCCUGGGUAGAAGAAGACCAUGGAGAGAAUUAAUGCUGAGUUUUAGGUGGGGAGUUGGCUCUCCCUGGCUGCUUCACUCAGGAAAGAGGACUAAACCCAGAAAACACUAAGAAGUUUCUAGUUCGUGCUGCCAAAACAGAAGCUUCUUCAAGUGUGACAGCCAUAGGCCAGUUCUGUUACUGGGCCUGGCUUACAUGGUACUUGAAAUCCCCGGCUUCGUGUAGACCAUGGUUUCAUCUGGAAUUCCUUGUCCAUGGGAAUGUGGAGUUUUAUUCUCCUCUGAGGACAACAAACCGGAGGCCUUAACCCGUGGGGAUGGAUGCUCCCGCUCCGGUUGGGGCGUGGCUGCUGGUAUCCAGACACUGGGAACUGGAUGCAUCACUCUGGUGUGUUACAGUAUUGUUUCACUUGGCCUCGAUGGUUGCAGCAAUCACAGUCCCAGCAUUUGUACUCCCAAACAAGGCAAAGGUACCAACUUUUCUGCUUCUUUGCAGCUACUACAGACCAAGAGUUAACUCAUGAAGUGGUACCAAAGAUGAAGCCCACUUUUCAGUUUCUUUUCAUGGAUGGAAAAAGGGCUGGCCAUAUUGUGCUAUACCAUGCUAACACAUAACUAAGACAGACCUUGGGCUGCCUCUUGCGUGUUACCUGCUCCUGCAGCUUGUCCUUCAGCCCACAGAGGGCCCAUUUCAUGUACUGCUAGUUUUCUCUGGGGACUCUUAACUUUAGAGCCUUUUUUUUUUCCCCUCCAUUCCAACUGAUGAACUUUGUGUUUGAAAGAAAUAAGGAGUGAAAGACUCCUAAAAAUCCAGGCGGGUAUGAAAAGGUGCUGCUACCCAUAUCUUCUUGACUUUCUUCCUCUUACGACUUUCUUUAGCUCAUGGCAUCUCCUUUACAGUCAAAAGGAGAUAGGCCAUUAAUUUCAGUAUUUGUGAUUUAUGUUUCUUGAGCAUGAGUUACUGGUCUGUGCCUCCUCAUUUCAAGACCAGAAUUAUUUUUUAUUAUAUAUUUAGGCCAAUUCUUUAGGGCACAAUAGAAACCAUGGGGCAUGGAGCAUGGGUUGUGAAUGGCAGGGUUGAUUCUGGGUAAAAAAUCCCUAGAAUCCUUUCUCAUGUGCAACAUUGUCAAGUGUAGAAGCUAAAAGAAAAGUUAAACUUCCAGAGAUUAUGAAAUAACUUGGGUUUUCUCAUUCAUUUGCCAAGUACCAUCAACCAAUCAGCAAUUUCAUAUGUGUCUGUAUAUAUGGACAUAUUUAUAUGUCUAUAUAUCCAAAAGCAGUCUGCCUGUGACCACCGACGUACACUGCCAACCAGAAGAGGCAAACAGUCAAUCCGGGGUUCUUGACCUGUCUGUCUCUAGUUCAUCUCCCCUGUCCAGCCAUUUCAGCAGACUACUGGCGCUGACAUUGUAUUGUUUUAUAUAGAUGUGUCUUUCUAAAAUAGUUCAUGUUUGGGAAAUUCUUUUGUACUCAUUUGCUUUUCAUCUGAGAAUCACGUCUAUUUUUAUAACUUGAGUGUGAGUCCCGUAUAUUCUCACAUUCUGUGUACCGUAUCCACUUUCUAGGGAACCCAGUAGCUUUUAUACAGGCUCUUCUUACCAGCCCUUGUGGUUUCAGAACAAGCUUUAUUUUAUUACAAGUAUAUUAAUGACAACUAACUCCUGUUCCAGUUCUACCUGCUAUUUUUGUUGUGGAGGUAGUUUUACAUAUCUAUUUGAUUGCGCCUCUAACAGAGAGAAGGAGCUUAAGACACCUGAUGUCUUCCAUGUAAGCUUACUUGGUCUUCUCCUGUUGAAGAAUUUCAGAAAAGACUAGGAAAGUUGUCAAUUGCAGGAAUAAUUCAUUAUGAAAGCAAAGAGAACAACAACAACAAUGUAUUCUGUUUUUUCUGCAGUAAGUCCAGAGAAAAAGUCUUCAUGUCUCUGUUGCAUGAAUUUUAAUGUUUUACUAUAAACCAGCAUGAGGGUUAUCAGGCCAAAAUCUGUUAUUGUAUUUCCCAUAUAGUUUAUCUUGAAUGUCUGCCUCUUAAAUGAGUUUUUCCUUGUCUGUUUUCUUUCAGCCAACAGUUUUGUGAUUAUGUAGAACUUAAAGUUUUUGGAGAAAGUUAAAUCGAAAAAAUGUCAAAGUUCUCAAUCUCAUUUAACUCUAUGUCCUUUUCAAAAGCUGCUGCAUGGCCUCAGUGCCUCCCAAAAAGACUGAAGUUGAGUUCAGGGGGGAAAAUGAGAUCACCCCCCCCCCCCACCUUAGUUCAUUAAUCUCAAAUGCCAUGGGUAAUGACUAAAUAUCCCUUACAGUAUGUCACUCCAGUAAUUCUUGUGUAAAAUGUGUUGGUAAUCCUUUUUCCAGUUUCUAGACACAGGAACUUGCUGAGGAGUGUGCACUGAUUCAUUAUGGUUUCCUGUUUGCUGCCCUGUGGCUAUAUGCCACACUUGGCCUCUCACUGAUUUGGAUUCUUGUCCCCUAUUUGUGUCAAACGGUCCAUCAAGAACUACUGCUGAAAUUUUCUUUUCCUUAAGCAAACUGAGAAAUUAGAAUGUUUAUAUAGAGCUCAUAAUCUCUGAAUGGUUAGAUUAAAAAGAACCUGACGCUCUUAUGAAACCUAGUCUGAUAGAAAGCGCAGUUCCUUUAAAAGUCUUUAAAAACUGAAGACUGUUCUCCACUGUUUCCUAAAUUAGCUGGAAUCAGAACACUUUACAACUUGUACCUAAAUUAUUUGGGUUAAACUUACUUGGUAAUAGCAAUCCUACUUACUGAGCAGCUUGCCAGCUUUUUGACCAGGAUGGUUGUAAAUUGGGGAAAGUAUCUUUAUGCUCUCCAUCUAAUCCAGAGGACUCUACUUAAAAACAUGUAGGUCAUACUUAUAAUUAUUUUGUUUCACAAAACAAGCAUUAUGAUUGCACACUCCUCCUAUUGUCUGAAUUUAUGUAAGAGGUAUAGCUCGCUUAAAAUACAUAUAUAUGUAAAGUUAUAUUUUCUUAGAAACAUGGAUGUUUGCAACAGUUGUUUUCAGAAAUUAUUAAUUACCAUGUAUUCCCCGUUUUACAAUGCUUUCAUGAAGAUUGUGUUAUACCAGAGACUUCUGAUUAUCAAAGUGAUAACCAGUUUUAACUGCCUGUAUGUACCAGAUUUAUGAACUAAUUAAAAAAGAAAAAGCAGAACUAUGAAUAAAAUAGGGUUUGCAAACCGAG